This is a messenger RNA of Arachis stenosperma, 1017 nucleotides long. Its product is annotated as ethylene-responsive transcription factor ERF022-like. Bases 74 to 682 code for a protein of 202 amino acids. Lineage: Eukaryota; Viridiplantae; Streptophyta; Magnoliopsida; Fabales; Fabaceae. The transcript has a single exon. The record is from RefSeq and is a predicted model, not a curated record. Gene Ontology annotation, biological process: regulation of DNA-templated transcription. Gene Ontology annotation, molecular function: DNA binding; DNA-binding transcription factor activity.
CCCUUGCUUCUUCUUAUUUAUAAGAUAUCAUUGUUAUUACUACCACAAACCCUUCUUUGCUUUUCUUUUUCCAAUGGAAAAUCCAACUAGCAGCACCAUGCAAGAAUGUAACAAUGAUAAUGUGAUGGUGCCGCAGUCUUAUAGGGGAGUUCGUAAGAGAAAAUGGGGCAAAUGGGUGUCCGAAAUUCGCGAACCGGGGAAGAAAACCAGAAUAUGGCUAGGGAGCUAUGAGCUACCUGAAAUGGCGGCUGCAGCCUACGAUGUGGCGGCAUUGCACCUUAGAGGCCGCUCUGCCAGGCUCAACUUCCCGGAGUUGGUGGAGACUAUGCCCCGGCCCGUGAGUUCAAGGGCCGAGGACGUGCAAGCUGCGGCUCAGCAAGCUGCAUUAAGAUUCAAGAGUACUCCAAUUAUGUCAUUAAAUUAUUCUUCUACGGAGGUAGAUAGUGCCCCUGAUAACAAGGGCACUAUCCUUCCCGUAAGGAUAGGAUUGUCUCCUAGUCAGAUUCAGGCGAUUAAUGAAUCUCCAUUAGACUCGCCAAAAAUGUGGAUGCGAAUGGCUGAAGCAUUCAUGUUUGGCUUCCAUGAUCAUAAUUAUCCUCAUGAUUAUUGUGAUUAUGAUUAUGGUAUGUUGGAGUUGAGUGAAUGGGAAGAAAUUCAGCAUGAAUCUUUAUGGGAUUCAUGAAUCAUGCUUUGGAGAAUUGAAUAAUCAAUUACGAUAAAGCAUCAUCCCUAAAUUUGAUUUGGGUCCCUAUAAUAUAGUAUACUAAAAUUAAUGCAGCAUGCUGCUAAUGUCUAAGUGAGACUAAUUCAAAUGAAGCAAUUGGAUUUAUUAUUUAAUUAUGUCAAUUGCAUCAUGUAUAUCAUAUCAUAUAUAUAAGGUGGUAUGUCCCAUUUGAUUUAUAUCCUUUGCUUAGCUUCUGAGUCAUAAAAUUAACCACCCAAUUAUUAAUUCAUUAAUGGCUGUGCUCCUUUGAUUUUCUCCUUCUUCAACAUUUCAUAAUCAUAUCUUUUCCAGAA